Molecule: messenger RNA, 843 nt
Organism: Vitis riparia (riverbank grape)
Lineage: Eukaryota; Viridiplantae; Streptophyta; Magnoliopsida; Vitales; Vitaceae
Product: zinc finger protein 10-like
Exons: 1
Coding region: 1-843 (280 amino acids)
Source: RefSeq, a predicted model, not a curated record
AUGGGGCAAGCUCAGUACCUCAUGUUGAUGAACAAGAAACAUAUUCUGAAUUCCCAUUGUCAAGCACCGAUGAGCUUGUUCAACGAUUCGUGGGAAGAACAAGCUUUCGCAGAAGAUGCUGCAGGAGCUCUUGGAGGAUGCAUAUGGCCUCCCAGAUCGUAUUCAUGUAGUUUCUGUAGAAGAGAAUUUAAGUCUGCUCAAGCCUUAGGUGGUCACAUGAAUAUCCAUAGGAGGGAUAGAGCUAGGCUCAAACAGUCUCUUAGUCCCCACAAUGAAACUGACCUUCAUAGUCAAAAUCAUGGUUCUCACAAACCUGACUCCAAUCCCGGGCCCGGUUUUCUUUCAUCACCUCUCUCUCCUUCUAGGGUUUCAGCUUUAUCGACUCUGGAGAGUUUUAGUGAGCAUAGCUUUGUCUCUCCACCUUAUUCCUCUUCUAUUCUCCAAGGACACCCAAAGGGAUCUUCUUGUUCUUCCCCUCCAACUUGGUCUGAUUCCGUGGCAGUCACACUCCUCAGUGUCUCAGAUUCAAAAGCUGAAUUACAAAAGAAUCAAACAAAAGAAGAAUCUGCAAUCCAGAGCCAUGAGGGUAGUACAGUGGAAACUGAUUUAUCUGUGAGCUUGAAUUCAGUUUCUCGUCGAAAUCGAUCAACGGGCUCCGAUGAUGAUGAAGCCACUGUCGGCUUUAAAAGACAUAAAACUGCUGUUUUGUCACUGCCGUUCUUCCUUAACCCUUGUUCACAACAAAGGCAUCCUCUCCAACCAGAAGUACUUGGACCCAAACCUAGCUCCAUGGAGGACAUUGAUCUUGAGCUUAGGCUUGGUGAUCUGCCAAAGGUGAAGUAG